This is a messenger RNA of Xiphophorus couchianus (Monterrey platyfish), 1721 nucleotides long. Its product is annotated as mast cell protease 1A-like. Lineage: Eukaryota; Metazoa; Chordata; Actinopteri; Cyprinodontiformes; Poeciliidae. Gene Ontology annotation, molecular function: serine-type endopeptidase activity. The transcript is spliced from 10 exons. Gene Ontology annotation, biological process: proteolysis. The record is from RefSeq and is a predicted model, not a curated record. The coding region runs from base 630 to 1352 and encodes 240 amino acids.
AAAAACUGCGGCUGAUCCAAGAAGAACGCGGGCGAGAGGAACAUGUCAACAUGGCGACACUGAUUUCAGCGCGACGGAGGAGUAGUCCUGCAACUCGCGUGGUGGAGUUUUAAAAGAGAUUGGACUCGCGAAGCGUCCUUGACGGAGGGGACGUCGGCUGAGCGAACAGUGCCUCUGUGUUGGACAUACGAUGGACUGGGGCCAAGGUGUGUUUUCCCUUUGCCUCAUGAGUGAUGAAGAUCCUGAACAGCAUCAAGAGUAUUGAACAGGUACUGCACGGACUCUAAUCAUACCAAUCUGAGACCUCAUCAGCAUCAAAUCCCUACAAGCAGCAGCAGUAGCACACCCUCCCCCACAUACAGGACCAAGGAGCAGACAGGAAAAUUCAUCUCCCUCAGGGGCCAAAAUGACCACAUGUUCACUGGGGCCAAAGAUCUGCUACAGUAGCCCGGAGGUCUUCUGUGAGGGCUGAGUGGUCCUUGUGGGUGCUGUCUAUACUCGAAGUCGAGCCAGUGGCCCCCUCUGCAUUUAGUUUUGUUUUUUUUCUGCCCCACACUGCCACACUUGUCUGUCAUCAUCAUCCAACUAAAAAGAUCAUUGCAGCAGUUCACCCCAUCUGUGACCCCAUCAUGUUCAUCUUCUGCAACCUCGCUGCACUGAUGCUUCUACUGACUUUUCAAAGUCCAGUUCAUGCAGGGAAAAUCAUUGGAGGCCAUGAGGUUAAUCCACACAAACGGUCGUAUAUGGUGUUUUUGCGGCUGGUGAAUAAGGCUGAUGAGUUGAAAGGCUGUGGUGGAUUCCUUAUUAGAGAAGAUUUCGUGAUGACUGCAGCUCACUGCCAGGCCAAGGAUCAUGGGUCCUAUGACGUUUUUUAUGGGUUUGACAAACACAGUGAAAACCAUAAAAAAAUGUCUGUGAAGAAAGAUUUUCCACAUGAUCACUACAAUGAAAGUGAUUACACAAAUGACAUAAUGCUGCUGAAGUUGUCCCACAAUGUAAGCUCGGCCCUCCAUAUCAAACAUAUUGAGCCGGCAAAGGAGAAAAGUAGCUCACUGCCAAAUCCAUGCUCAGUCUGCGGUUGGGAACUGCGGUCAUCUACAAAAUUGCCUUCGAAACUGCUGGAAGUCAAUGUCAGACUUGUUGAAAAUCGGGAUUGUGUCAAAGAAAGUGCUUACUGCUCUGAAGGAAAAACUGGAACAAGUGGGGGAGACUCCGGAGGUCCAUUAAUCUGCAAUGGAAUGGCAUAUGGAGUGGUGUCAGCAAGCAAACCAAUCGAUGGUUCCACUCUGUAUAAGUACACAAACGUACCUGACACCACUGACUGGAUCAAUAACAUCCUGAAGGACAACUGAAACAGCAUCUAAGCCACAUAUCACCUUGAUCAAACAAUUUGACAAUAAAAAAUUUUUUAGUGCAGAAGUAAUGGUCUGAUAAUUUGUUUUAUUUGGUUAAGUUUGUCGGUGUUAUAAUUCUGUAUUUUAUACUAAGAUCUGCUGUUCUUAAAGUGCAUGCUCUGAUCAUUGUAGUAAAUGCUGAAUGAAUAGUUAAUAGUGUAUGUCUGAGAGAAAUGUUGGUGUUAUAUUAAGUAAUUUUGAUUAUUGCUACCAAUACAAGCCUUAAGGAAAAUAUUGCUUUGUUCAUGGUAUUUAGAUAGAAGCUUGAGCUUUUAUAGAUUGAUGUGCGUAAUUUCAAAAGAUAAACAAAAUGCUGAUUUCUCACUA